AUGGAAAAAUCUGACUCAAAGUUUUUGGUCAAUGCUGGGCCACUAGCAUAUGCUAGAGCUUUCCUUGAUGACGCCUGCGCCAAAAAAUACCCAGAUAACAAAGUCAAACAGCUUAAAGAGGUCUUCAGGCAGUUUGUUGAAGCAUGUGGACAAGCUCUAGCUGUAAACGAAAGACUGAUCAAGGAGGACCAACAGGAAUAUCAUGACGAGAUGAAAGCCAGUUACAGAGACCUGGCCAGAGAGCUUUCAAACAUCAUGCAUGAGCAGAUCUCCGCUGUGGACGGUGGAACCAAAAGCGGUCUUUCUGAUUCGCUGCAUAUUUUCAAUGCCAUCAGUGGCACGCCCACCGGCACCACCCUGCAUGGCAUGCCCAGCUCCGCCUCCACUGUGUGACCUUUCACCUCUCUGGCCUUAAACCCUUCAAUCCACACACAGCCAGAAAGACCGACAGACUCAAGUGCAUCAAAGAACAAGAUUUCCACUCAAUCCGAGCAUCAAUCAGAACAAAGCAGGUGUGUCAGGUCUACAAUAUGAGCAGUUAACAUUCGCAUAAGUGAAAGAAGGAGUUCCUGUUCUUCUCUCAUCCACUCCAGUCCUCCGUUCACAGGUGUUUCCUCUUGAGACUAUCGCUUUUAUUUCUUCUCAAGCAAAACAUCUGCCUUUUUACUAUCACAUUCCUUACUUUUCAUGCUUUCCUCCAAUUCUGGACAUCUAUUGCUGCUCAGGCUGACAUCACUUUCUGUGUCUGGGGCUGUAAGUGGUAGUGAAAAGAAUAUAACUGCGCUUUAGUGUAGCAGGAAAUUUGAGCUUUACUGUACAAAAAUACCCACGAUCACCUGAGCCAUUUGCGUUUUUGCCUACACUUCCAUUCUAUCUUGUUUCCCUUUUUUAUUUUGUUACAAGCUGAGAAACAAGUGCUGUUUCAUUGUAGCCGAGGUGCAAUAAUUCCCUUUCUUUGACUUGGUUCCUGAAGAUCUCUUGCCAAAGUGCGAAGGCUAGAUGUGAAAACUAUAUAUAUGGACAAAAGAGAUGAACACAACGAUUUUUAUAACCAUCUACGUUUGUUUAAAUGUAAAUUGUUUUAUAUGGGGGGAUUAAAAAUGGGGGGUAUUUUUAUUUAAAUGAGUCUGUUCUGGAAAUAUAUUAAUGUCCCUAAAUUCUCUGAAUAAAAUAUAUUAUUCAAUUCAA
Danio aesculapii is the source of this 1188-nucleotide messenger RNA. RefSeq names its product dedicator of cytokinesis protein 9-like. The record is from RefSeq and is a predicted model, not a curated record. The transcript has 4 exons. Gene Ontology annotation, biological process: positive regulation of GTPase activity; small GTPase-mediated signal transduction. Gene Ontology annotation, molecular function: guanyl-nucleotide exchange factor activity. Bases 1 to 393 code for a protein of 130 amino acids. Lineage: Eukaryota; Metazoa; Chordata; Actinopteri; Cypriniformes; Danionidae.